Molecule: messenger RNA, 3839 nt
Organism: Hypanus sabinus (Atlantic stingray)
Lineage: Eukaryota; Metazoa; Chordata; Chondrichthyes; Myliobatiformes; Dasyatidae
Gene: clec19a
Product: C-type lectin domain containing 19A
Exons: 6
Coding region: 61-750 (229 amino acids)
Molecular function (GO): signaling receptor activity
Source: RefSeq, a predicted model, not a curated record
AAAGGCGAGGGUGGAGGCCGCGGCUGGAGCGCGGCAGCAGUCGGUAGGAAUUUGUACUGAAUGAAGUGCAGAAGGUUCGCUGGGUUUGAUCUACGAGUGGGAGACAGUCCAAGGGCUAUCACAAUGAUUAGCUGGAAUGUAGGGGUAGUCCUGUCUCUUGCGGUAAUUUCAGAAACGGCUGUCCCCCCGACACAAAUUCAAAUUAGCCAAGAAUUGCCUCUUCGUCUCACAGGAGCCAUUCCAGCCUAUUCCUGCCCUCUCUUCUGGACAGAAUUCAAUGGAUACUGUUUCCGCUUCUUUCCUGAGACCAAAAACUGGGCGGAAGCUGACCUGUAUUGUGCUGAGUUUUCAAAUGGACUUAGAUCAGCAAAAUUAGCAUCUAUUCAUAGCUGGGAAGAGAACGUGUUUGUUUAUGACUUGGUUAACAGUCGAGUUCCUGGAAUUCCUACUGAUAUUUGGAUAGGACUCCAUGACAGAAGAGUGGAAGGCAGUUUUGAGUGGACUGAUGGGACAACAUAUGACUACAAUUACUGGGAUGGCAACCAACCAGAUGAUGGGACCCAGCUGAUACAGGAAGAGGAGGAUUGUGUGCAAAUAUGGUUCCGGCAAAACAGUGGAAAUGAGAGGAUACUUCAUAAUAAAUGGGUUAGAAAUGGAAUUCAGGACAGAGCUCUGAGAUCCUGGAACGAUAAUCGUUGCAGCCGUGAAUUUCCAUUCGUUUGUAAAAUUCCCUCCCUGGAGAACAACUAACCAGCAUAAGGAGCUCUGGCUGUUUGGAAUUCAUCCUGAAAGUGAUUUCUUUGGAAUCGGCAGCAUUGACACAAAGACAUUCUAGCCAAAUGGGAGGAACAAUGUUGAGGUUCUGAUCGAAGUGCCACACCAUUAUAACAUCAUUACUGUCUGCUCCAUAUAGGAAAACAGCUUGGUUUAUCUUCUGUUUUUUGAUUUAUUUUCAGGCUUCAAUAUAUUGUAAUACUUUUCUUAUGAAAUAGAUUAAAUUAUAUAUGGCUAAACACCAAACAUCAAUAUUCUUAGAAUAACUCUAUUUGACUUUUGAAUAGUAAGUAAAAUUUGGUUUACACAUAUGUAUUAGUUAAAUAAUUGUCAUUAUCUUAUGUUAGGUCAUUUAGCUACAAACCCACUAAAUUAUGUAUUUGAUUAAGACUGAACCAAAACAGCUGAAAUAUACAUGCAUUCAUUUUCACACGGUAAUUAAAUCCCAACAAACCAGCCACUUGCAUUGACCUCAGCACAAAUUCCUCCCUUAUUCUUGAGUAGAUCUAUAUUCCCCUUAGUUAUCCUUUUUGCUUAAUAUAAGUAUAAAAUGCUUUGGGAUUCUCCUUUAUCCUGCUUGCCAAGGAUAUUUCAAGGAUAUUUGUCCUUCCUAAUCACCUGCUUGAGCUCUCUCUUUCCAUCUUUGUACUCCACAAGGGUCUGUCUGAUUUUAGCAUUCUAAGCUUUAUGUAUUCUUGCUAACUAAGUUUAGGACCUUCUGGGUCAUUCAAGAUUCACUUACCUUACCAUCCUGGUCCUUCAUCCUUACCAGAACAUUCAGCCAAUCUUUAAACAAUUCCCCUUGUGUCAGGUGUGGAUUCCCAAUCAAUGGUCAUUAGCUCUUGUCUUAUCCUGUUGUAAUUUGCUUCCCCAAUUUAAUACCUUCCUGAAAGAGCUGAUUUUAUCCUUACUCAUAGCUAUCUUUUUAAAAAUUUUAUUUAUUGAGAUACAGUACAGAAUCGGCCCUACCAGCCCUUCAAGCCAGCAAUUCCCUGAUUUAAUCCUGGCCUGAUCACGGACAACUCAUAAUGAGCAAUUAACCUACUGGUGUGCCUUUGGACUGUGGGAGGGAACUGGAGCACCCGGAGGAAACCCACGCAGUCACGAGGAGAACAUACAAAUUUCUUACAGACUUUGGGAAGAAUUGAACCUGAGUCACUUGUACUGUAAAGCAUUGCGUUAACCACUACACUAUUGUGCUGCCCAAAACAAAAUGAGUUGUGGUCACUAUUGCAAAAUGUUCAUCCGCUAUCAGGUCAAUCAACUGGCCUGGCUCAUUUCCCAAAACUAGAUCCAGUAUGAUCUUUUCUCUAGUUGGACUCUGCAUACUGUUUCAAGAAUGUCCCUCAUACAUUGCAGAAACACCAUCUAAGCCUUCUGUGUUUUUAAAAAAAAAAGUUCCAAACAAUAACAGGGAAUUUAAAGUCCCCUUCUUUAAUAACCCUGUUGUUCCUGCGGCUUUCCAUAAUCUAUCUACCUAUCUGUUCUUCUAUCUAUAUUGCUGUACCAUCCCAUCAGAGUGUUUUUAUUUUGGAGCGCCACACAAAUCGUCUCUGUGGAUGGGCUCGAGGGGAAUGUUUUCUCCAAGUACCACUUCCUUAUCAGUAGUGCAAUGCCACCUCCCUUUUUUUAACUCCCUCUCUAUCAUGUCUAAAACAACAAUCCCUGGAGCAUUGAGCACCAUUCCUGUUCCUCGAGAAACCAGGUCUCUGUAAUGGCAACACUGUCCUAUUUCCGUGUGCUGAUAUUAAAAUGUAACUUUACUACAACAAACAUAACAUUUUCACUAACCACUCAAACAUUAGGUAUUUUAAUGGAAAGGGAGGCUGUAGGGAUAUUACCCUUGGGCUCUAAGUAAAAAUCUGGCAAGAACUAUUAUUGGUGAUGGCUGCCAGAUAUUGACAAGCUGUCUAUCUGCCCAGUAAAACAAUUUUAAUCUGUUCCAAAAGAAAAUUCCAGUUUGAUUCACUAUUCCAUUGGAGAAUUAAGUACCAUUGUUUUAAAACAAACUUCAAUUUUCAGUAUUUGACAAAACAAUGGUAAGCAUAAACAGGAUGAAAAAAGCACUAAUAGUCAUUAACAAUUAUAUUUACAACAGACAGUAGACAAUCUUCAACUUACUGUAUAAUUUUUUGAGAUUAUAUUGAUGGCAUUCAUUUGAAAAGUAGAUUAUAUCAGUCCUGGCAGUUUUGAAUCAUUUCAUUCUUCAGCAAAAGUGAAAAGCUAUAAUGUUGCUUCAUUAGACUGUAAUUUUUAAAUGAAGGAUUCAUACAUAAGGGUUGUUUUCUUUCAAAGUCACAACAAUUCAUUUAGAAAUCUGCUGGGUAGACUAACUGAAACACCAUUAACCAAUAUACAGUUCUAAUAAUUUUGAAAGGCAAUAAUAUUUCCAGAAUGCAAGUAAAGUUUAUUAUAGCAAAAAUAUUCAAGCUAAAAAAUUUUUUUAAAUUAAAUUUAAGUGCAGGACAAAAUGACCGUGCAUUCUUUCAUUUGACUUAAAAUGCAAUUGCAUAACUGUUAAAGAAUGUAAUAGUGAAAUAAAUUCAGCUUUUCUGGGCCAAAUUUUUCGUUCCAUAUAGGUAGCAUUAUGUAUUUUGAGGUAUGCCUGGCCGUGGUUAUCUGUUACAGUUCAAAAUUACUUCUGGUGUCCAUCCAAAUACAAGCAGGAGAAUCACCCUCCCACCCAUUGGCACCACUAACUCCCACAGCAGCAAUCCCUUUCAGCUGCACUUAUUACAGUUUUGUUGCUAAAGCUUCCAAUCUGAAAUCAUCUGCCCACGUCCAGCUGCUGAAGGUCCUAAGACUCUUCAAGUACAGUUAAAUAGCUGACGAGCAGUGUUAUAAAAACUGUGACAAUUGAAUAUGCAAACCAAACAGUUUGUGGGAAUAUUGUUAUAGUGUUAUUUUUAAUUUAUUUUCUAUGACAUUUUUGUAUAACUCCAUACUUGUAGUUUAUAUGGCUAAUGAACAUUGUCAUUUGUAGAUGUUUUACAGUGAUUGAGAUGCGAUGUGUUGUUUAAAAGGCUUCUGUAGCCAUGUGGCCAACAAGUAAACCUCCAUGUUAA